Molecule: messenger RNA, 360 nt
Organism: Punctularia strigosozonata HHB-11173 SS5
Lineage: Eukaryota; Fungi; Basidiomycota; Agaricomycetes; Corticiales; Punctulariaceae
Product: SRF-like protein
Exons: 5
Biological process (GO): positive regulation of transcription by RNA polymerase II
Molecular function (GO): protein dimerization activity; RNA polymerase II cis-regulatory region sequence-specific DNA binding; DNA-binding transcription factor activity, RNA polymerase II-specific
Source: RefSeq, a predicted model, not a curated record
AUGGGGAGAAAGAAGAUUGAGAUACAGCCGAUCCCAAACGAGCGCAAUCGUGCUAUCACAUUCGUCAAGCGCAAAUCGGGUCUACUGAAGAAGGCAUAUGAGUUAGGCGUGCUUUGUUCGGUGGAGAUUGCAGUCAUCAUAUUUGAAAAUCGACCCGGCCAUGGUACAAGACUCUUUCAGUAUUGUUCCGAUGACAUCGACACGUUAACGCAACGGCGAUUGGCUUUCCGUGGAGAAGCGGACCUUAAGACACCGGCAGACUUCAACGGCGGUCAACAUGACGCGGGCGCAAGCGAGGAGGAUAAAGACGACGUACAGAACGGAAACCUAGGGCAUGCAAGAUUGCGCAGAAUCUCGGAU